AUGCUUAAAAUAUUUAAGAAAGCAUUUUCAAAAAAUAAGAAAUCUCUUACAUAAUCAUUUUAGUCAGAACAACCAGAACUUCCUCCUAUUCAUAAAGCUUCAACAUAAGACUUUUAAAUAAUUGAUGAAAAAACAAUGGAUACAAUUUAAGAAACAUAUCAAUAAAAAUAAAGAAGUCAAUCAUUUGAAGCUAGAGAAGAACCUCUUAAAUAAUAAGAAGAAUUUAUGGAAUAUGUAGUAUAAGAAGAUGAUUCAUUUUUUGGAAUUGCUCUUAAGUUUAGUGUUAAUGAAGGAUAUUUAAUGAGGAUCAAUAAUCUAUCUAGUGAUAUGAUUUUUAAAAAUUAGAUUUUAAAAGUCCCAAUAACAAAUCAACCUCGUUUUUCUAUUGUAAAGAUUCCUGAUUAAAUUAAACAUCCUGAAAAUAUAUGGGAAUAAGAAAAAUUUAGUUAGAAAUGUAAUUCUUUAUUAAUAUCAAUUAUAUAGUUGAAGUGAUUUAUUGUAAUAACAAAUAAAAUUCUAAUGGAACUUUAACUUUAACAGGUGAUAUUGUAUUGUUUGAUCCAUGCUAAUAAGAAUAGAUAUAAGAUAAAUAAAAUAAAGUACGUAUGAAUGCUUGUAUUUCUAUGAUUGAUAUCAAUGAAGCUGUAACUUAUGUUUUAUAAAAUUAAAAUGGAUGUUUAGAUUAUAUUGUAUAAAUCCUAUUAUCAGGUAUUGGCAAACCUUAAUUUGAAAAAAAGUAUUCUAAACAAUUAAAAAAAUAUAAGAAAUAAAAAAAGAGUAUCGCAACUGUAUUUUUUAGAGUAUGAUAAUUUAUUUAAAUAUAUUAAGCAUGCAGAAAGAGAUAGAGAUGGAAAAUUAUACACUGAAGAAAUUAAAAAGACUAAUUGUGCAUUUAUUGCAAAAUUUAUAAAUGAAGCUUGUACUGGAUAUUCUGAAUAAUCUAAAUUAACAAAAUUACCAUAUAUAGAUUUAAUUGAAGAUUCUAAAUAGAAAAAAUAAAUGGAAACUGAUGAAAUUUAAGAUGUUAUUGGUGAAAGAAUGGGAAGUAUAUUAUAUAUAUAUACAUAAUAAUUUUAGAAUUAUGGGCUUGUUUAGAAUAUGUGCCUGUUCUAAAAGAAACCUCUAAUUGUUUCACUAAUACUACUUACAAACAAAUUAUUGAAUAAAUUCCAGCUGUAUAUCGUUUAGCUGAAUGGGUUAAAUAAUAUAAUAUUGAUGAUGAUGGAUCAAGCUUUUUAAAUAUGCUUUAUGAAAUUAAAAAUAAAUCUCCAAUCAUUAUUAUUAUAAAGGAUUUUGAUAACUUUAUAUUUGGAACUUAUAUUUCAACAGAGAUUCAUUAAUAUAGUUUGGGAUUUAAAGGAAAUGGAGAAACCUUUUUAUUUAAUUAUGAUUAAGAAGUAUAAAAUAUAUUUAAUUUAUUUUAGAAAAAUGAAAUUAAACCAUAUUUUUGGACAGAAAAAAAUAGAGAUUUUAUUUAUUGUGAUGAAACAGGUUUAGGUAUAGGUUGUGGAGAUAAAUUUGGUUUAUUUAUUGAUCAAAGUUUAACAUUUGGAUAUUCAAAUCCAUGUGAAACUUUUGAAAAUAUAAGAUUUACUAAAUCUGAAAAAUUCAAAAUUAUGCAUCUUGAAGUUUGGGCAAUUUUGCAAUAAUGA
Molecule: messenger RNA, 1652 nt
Organism: Paramecium primaurelia
Lineage: Eukaryota; Ciliophora; Oligohymenophorea; Peniculida; Parameciidae
Source: the annotation of a GenBank genome assembly